AUGCGUGCUUCAUCCCUUCUGCAGCAAGCAGCCGCUGCCAGAGCUCCGCUGAUAAAGUUCAUUGGAAAACGCUCUGUUCCCAAAUCCAUUGACCGCUCUCCCCGCGUUCAUCCCGCCUCCCCUACUCCCGAACUACCCGAAUCGUUCGUGAAAUACAGAGCCAAGGCCCAGCAGCAUGGCCCGCUGAACCACUCGGCUCAAACGAACGGAAUCUACGGCGGUGCCAUUGGAGGCCAACCGGGUGCAUCUCUUGGGCCCGUGGAGCCCAAAAAGGGCGAAUACUUCGACCGAAACGAGCUGCCUGAAAGAUUCAGACGCCUGACCUGGUCGCAGGAAGAAAUUGAUGCUGUCGAGACCGGCGGCGCUAGCUUGUUUGCAUGA
Messenger RNA from Blastomyces dermatitidis ER-3, 381 nucleotides. RefSeq lists its product as uncharacterized. Gene Ontology annotation, biological process: 2-oxoglutarate metabolic process. The record is from RefSeq and is a predicted model, not a curated record. NCBI's taxonomy places the organism in Eukaryota, Fungi, Ascomycota, Eurotiomycetes, Onygenales, Ajellomycetaceae. The coding region runs from base 1 to 381 and encodes 126 amino acids. The transcript has 2 exons.